Messenger RNA from Populus trichocarpa (black cottonwood), 1354 nucleotides. Its product is annotated as DNA-(apurinic or apyrimidinic site) endonuclease. The transcript has 10 exons. Bases 72 to 1172 code for a protein of 366 amino acids. NCBI's taxonomy places the organism in Eukaryota, Viridiplantae, Streptophyta, Magnoliopsida, Malpighiales, Salicaceae. The record is from RefSeq and is a predicted model, not a curated record. Gene Ontology annotation, cellular component: nucleus. Gene Ontology annotation, biological process: base-excision repair. Gene Ontology annotation, molecular function: DNA-(apurinic or apyrimidinic site) endonuclease activity; double-stranded DNA 3'-5' DNA exonuclease activity; phosphoric diester hydrolase activity.
UACUAUACGCGUGUGUGAAUGGGGUUUUUGGUUUCCUGUGAGAGUGUACUUUGAGUUUUGAGCCUGUAACAAUGAAGCGAUUUUUCAAGCCAAUAGAGAAAGAUGGUUCUGCAAAGAAACCAACACUGUCCACCAACCAAGAAGACAAUGAAAAGAAAGAGGCUUCAGAAUCAGAGGAGACCAACAACAAUGGCAAUACCAUGAAGAAAGAGCCAUUAAAGUUCAUUACUUGGAAUGCUAAUAGCUUGCUACUUCGAGUCAAGAACAACUGGCCUGGGUUUUCAAAGUUUGUCUCUGACAUUGAUCCUGAUGUCAUUGUCAUACAGGAAGUAAGGAUGCCCGCUGCUGGCUCAAAAGGUGCACCUAAAAACUCUGGAGAGAUCAAAGAUGACACAAACUCUUCUCGUGAGGAAAAGAAGAUAUUAAUGCGUGCUCUUUCCAGUUCACCAUUCGGAAAUUAUAAUGUUUGGUGGUCCCUUGCGGAUUCAAAGUAUGCUGGGACUGCAUUGUUAGUAAAGAAGUGUUUUCAACCAGUAAAGGUCUCUUUUGCUCUUGACCAAACAGCUUCAAAGCAUGAACCAGAUGGAAGGGUUAUUUUAGCUGAAUUCAAGACAUUCCGUUUACUAAAUACAUAUGCACCAAAUAAUGGUUGGAAAGAGGAAGAGAAAUCAUUUCAGAGGAGAAGGAAAUGGGAUAAAAGAAUGCUAGAGGUUGUUGUGCAGUUAUCAGAUAAGCCUCUUAUAUGGUGUGGUGAUCUGAAUGUUAGCCAUGAAGAGAUAGAUGUGAGUCAUCCAGAAUUUUUCAGUGCAGCAAAGGUCAAUGGCUAUGUUCCUCCAAAUAAAGAGGAUUGCGGACAGCCUGGAUUUACCUUGAGUGAGAGGAAGCGUUUUGGUGCUAUACUGAAAGAGGGAAAGCUGAUAGAUGCAUACAGAUUUCUGCACAAAGAGAGGGACAUGGAGCGUGGCUUCUCAUGGUCUGGAAACCCCAUUGGAAAGUACCGAGGAAAAAGGAUGAGAAUUGAUUUUUUCAUUGUUUCUGAGAAACUCAAAGAUAGGAUCAUUCAAUGUGAGAUGCAUGGGCAUGGAAUUGAAUUGGAAGGUUUCUAUGGAAGCGACCACUGUCCAGUCUCUCUUGAGCUCUCUCCAGCCAGUCCUGAUUCCAAUGAGAGCUGACUUGCCAUGGAUAAAAACUUGUUAUAUAUGUCCUUUUUUUCAUGGUGUAAAUCAAUAUUCGCACAUCUGGAAGUCAAAUGUUCUAAUGGCAGGCAUGACAAAUGAGAAUGGUUGGUUAUUGCCUGCCUGGAAGUUCAAGGCCCCAUUUUAUUAGUAAUUCUUUAACAAAUUCUUUCUUGCUA